Messenger RNA from Helianthus annuus (common sunflower), 831 nucleotides. RefSeq names its product vascular-related unknown protein 4. The coding region runs from base 182 to 652 and encodes 156 amino acids. The record is from RefSeq and is a predicted model, not a curated record. The transcript is spliced from 3 exons. Lineage: Eukaryota; Viridiplantae; Streptophyta; Magnoliopsida; Asterales; Asteraceae. Gene Ontology annotation, biological process: xylem development.
CAACCCAACUCUUUAUAUAUAUGAGGCCCACAAUCAAGAUUCCAUAUAACAGGUGAUCUUGAGUUUACUUUUGUUUUAAAUUCAUAGAAUUAUAGCUAUAUAUACAACCCAUGUAGGACUUUGCAAACAGCCUAACAACAAACAAACAAACAAACAAACCCUACUUUAUAUUCUUGAAAACAUGAAGAGUUUUCAAGAAACACCCAUGAACAAUGAUGAAGAGCCUGAAGAAAGCAGCUGGACCUUUUACUUUGAAGAGUUUUUAUGGCAAAAUGAUCAUAAAGUGAUCAUGAGUUGUGAUGAAACCCUAAAUUCAUUAGUACCAGAUGCUACUUCUUCCUCUAUUGUCAAGAAUGCAGCUAAUUGCUUUCAAGAUGGUCACAAUAAGAACCUGAGGUUGAAGAAAAGAAAAAACAAAGAAACAAUAAUUGAUGAUUCUUUAGAAGACACUGCUAGUUCUCCUUUGAGCUGUCCAAAGGUUACUUAUUUUGAUCAAGUGAAAAUCGACAAGACGAAAACCCUACACAUCUCAGAGGAGAAAGUUGGCACGUGUGAAGGACAAAACAAGAGAAGGGUUAGUUCAAAUAUGGAGUUGAAGAAAAGGGGGCUUUGUUUAGCACCUUUGUCUUCAUUAGCCAAUUAUCUAUCUUGAAUCACAGGACAAUUUGUUUGAUGCAAAAAUCCUUUGAAACAUAAACUAAGAUGGAUCAGUUUUUUCUGAAAAGAUCCAAAAGGCGCGCAACGUCUAAGAUGAAAUUUUUGUAUGUUAAUCGAUAUGUCUGAUGAUUGAUUAUGAAUGGAUUGAUCAUAAGCCACAACAAGGGUUGAUUA